GGUUGUUGUUGGAAGAGAGGCUCACAAUGGAAUAUGUCGGGCUUCCAAUUGCCGGUAAUUAUAUUCAUAGCGUUCGCGUCCAUUUUCGGUGUCGUUCAAAGGGACUGUGAAGCAAUUCGCCGCUUUUUUAACUUUUGCAACAACAAGCCCAUAAUGGAUUUCGAAUAUGUUUCUGACGCUUCUCAGUAGCUUACUCUCGUGAGGCUGAUUGCUUGGUUUCUAGACCUCGUCACCUUGGUGGGGGAUUUGUAACGAUAUAUUUAGCCUCUCUCGUUUGGGAUAUUGCCAUUGGAGCAAGAGAAGACACAAAAGGAAAAUCAAAUUGGAUUGCCAGGUUUCCAGGAAGAUGCGGCUGUGAGCUUGCUCAGAGUGCUGAUCCUGUGGGUCUUCACCUGAUCGUGACCAUGGGCAUAUGGCCAGGGGGUGUCCGGGCCUGCAUUGCAGGCCAGGAGAACUGCUCUGCCAAUAAUGAGUCCAAAGACUACUGUUACUCAGCCCGUAUCCGCAGCACCGUGCUUCAGGGCCUACCCUUUGGAGGGGUCCCCACAGUCCUUGCGCUGGACUUCAUGUGCUUCCUGGUGCUUCUCUUUGUCUUCUCAGUACUGCGGAAAGUGGCCUGGGAUUAUGGACGCUUGGCAUUGGUGACAGACGCUGACAGAUUGAAGAAGCGUUUCAACGGAUUGGAGGAGCGGGAAUAUGUUGCCUCAGCUCUGCAUUCUGAAACGCCAGAUCGCUAUGAACGUCUCACUUCAGUCUCCAGCUCUGUCGACUUCGAUCAACGGGAUAACGGCUUCUGUUCCUGGUUAACUGCCAUCUUCAGAAUAAAGGACGAGGAGAUCCGGGAGAAGUGUGGCGAGGACGCCGUGCACUACCUUUCGUUCCAGCGCCAUAUCAUCGGCCAGCUGGUGGUUGUUGGGGUUCUGUCUGUGGGCAUCGUCCUGCCGGUCAACUUUUCUGGAGACCUUUUGGAAAAUAAUGCAUACAGCUUUGGGCGGACCACUAUAGCAAACCUGAAGUCUGGGACUAACCUCUUGUGGCUCCACACUUCGUUUGCGUUCAUAUACCUGCUUCUGACUGUGUACAGCAUGAGACGACACACGUCCAAGAUGCAUUACAAGGAGGAUGACCUGGUGAAACGCACUUUGUUUAUUAAUGGGAUCUCCAAAUAUGCCGAAGAGGUCCACAUAAAACAACACUUUCAACAAGCCUAUGAGAACUGCACUGUUCUUGAUGCUCGAAUCUGCUACAACGUAGCCAAACUCAUGUCCCUGAAUGCUGAGAGGAAGAAGACAGAGCGCAGUUUAAAGUUCUUCACUGAUCUCAUGGCCAAAGAGCACAUGCCCACCAUGGUCAACCCCAAACCCUGUGGCCACCUCUGCUGCUGUGUCAUCAAAGGCUGUGAGCAGGAAGAGGCGGUGAGCUUCUAUACUAAGCGGGAGGCCAAAUUGAAGGAGGAGUACAGAAAGGAGAAAGAGAAGGUCAACACUAAACCUCUUGGUAUGGCGUUCGUCACUUUCCAGAAUGAGGCCAUGACUGCAAUAAUCCUAAAGGACUUCAAUGCCUGCCAAUGCCAUGGCUGCACAUGUCGCCAAGAGCCCAAGUCAUCCCAGUUCAGUGAAAGUCUCCACAUCUACAACUGGAGUGUGAGCUAUGCUCCUGACCCUCAAAACGUGCGAUGGGAGCAUUUAUCGUUGGGGGGGGUUUCCUGGUGGAUUCGCUGCUUCAUCAUCAACUGCAUCCUUUUCCUCCUGCUCUUCUUUCUCACCACGCCCGCCAUCAUUAUCUCCACGAUGGACAAGUUUAACGUCACCAAGCCCGUGGAGUAUCUCAAUAACCCCAUCAUCACCCAGUUCUUCCCUACUUUGCUCCUGUGGGCUUUCUCUGCCCUGCUGCCCACCAUCGUCUACUACUCUGCUUUCUUCGAGAAACACUGGACGAGGUCGGGGGAGAACCGGACCACCAUGCACAAGUGCUACACCUUCCUCAUCUUCAUGGUCCUCUUGCUGCCUUCACUGGGUCUUAGCAGUUUGGAUGUCUUCUUCCGCUGGCUGUUUGAUAAGAAAUUCCUUGCUGACGCCACUGUCAGAUUUGAGUGUGUCUUCCUCCCUGACAACGGAGCCUUCUUUGUCAACUAUGUCAUCGCCUCAGCGUUUAUCGGUAACGCCAUGGACCUGCUGCGGAUUCCAGGCUUGCUCAUGUAUAUGAUCCGACUGUCCCUGGCCCGUUCCUCUGCAGAGAGGCGCAACGUAAAGAGGCAUCAAGCGUUUGAAUUCCAGUUUGGAGCGGCAUACGCCUGGAUGAUGUCCGUCUUCACUGUAGUUAUGACAUACAGCAUCACCUGUCCAAUCAUCGUCCCCUUUGGUCUGAUGUACAUGCUGCUGAAGCACCUGGUGGAUAGAUACAACAUGUAUUACGCUUACCUUCCCUCGAAACUGGACAAGAAAAUCCACUCAGGUGCUGUCAAUCAGGUGGUGGCAGCUCCCAUCCUCUGUCUCUUUUGGCUGCUAUUCUUUUCCACCAUGCGCACAGGCUUUGUAACCCCCACGUCCAUGUUCACUUUGGUGGUCCUAAUCAUCACCAUUGUGGUAUGCCUGUCGCACGUCUGCUUCGGCCACUUCAAGUACCUCAGCGCUCACAACUACAAGGUACGGGUCACUGUGCUCAAGAUUGACACCAAGGAAACAGAUGUUGACGUGGUUGAAAAUGGCCGCCCACCACUCCGCACCUUCUCCUCUCCUUCUAAUAAGUCUCAGCAACCAACGUACAUUGCCCAGGUCUUACAGGACCCAAUCAUGGAUGACGCUUGCACAGGCAGUGGGGAGGAAGAUCGGGGGUCCUCACAGGAUGAGGAGAUGAUCAACACUGGGAAUAGUCUCAACGAAGCUGACUUCCAGUCCGGUGAAGACAGCCUCAUAGCCAACGAGGUCCACCAGUAACACUACCAGCUGAGAAAGGGGAAAGAGCGAAAGAUGGUGAGAGAGGGAUUUUGGAGAGGAUGAAUGCCAGACUCGAACAACAAACCACCAACUUCACUUUGGAUUCUAAAACAAUUUGCAGUCAUUCCUCCCCCAUACUCCCCCACUCUGUCACCUUUUUUCAGUUGUGCCUCUGCACAUUGGCAUUACCAGAAAAUGCCAGAUACAUCACAACACACACACACACACACACACACACACACACACACACACACACACACACACACACACACACACACACACACACACACACACACACACACACACACACACACACACACACACACACACACACAGUGUAAUUGUGAAUGGUUUUGUUAAGUUUAAUUUGGAGCUUGUCUGUGCGGAUUCUUCAAAGUCCCCUCAGUGUAUUUUGAACACCCAUCGGAGCGAUAUGAAUCUGGGUGUUGACGCCCCUUGUUUUAUUUAUUUAUCUACUGGAGUCCUACACUUUUAUGGAGCUUCUAUGGAGCACAAGUCCAACACUGGUUUUCAUCAAAUCCCAAAAAAUGGAGUCCCAGGAAAGAAACCAUACAAUAGCAUAGACUUUGUACAUAUCCCAAAAUAUGCCAACCGUUUGUGUGUCUCUUAUUGGAAAGAGGAGGUCAAAAUUGUGCCUGGUUUGGGUUUCUUUUCAUCUAUGUUUCCUUACUAAAUCCCCAUCAGGGUGGCUCAGGACUGGUGGAGAGGUCAUGAAAAUUAGGCUACCAAGCCUGCUCCAAACACAGGUCCCAUGAACUUUUAUGGAUCUACAGACUCAUACCCAAACUAAACUUUGUUCAUUCUUGUCAACGUGCAAAGCACCCUGCAUUAGGUCUUCUUUCUCAUAGCUUAUGAACAAAAUGACUUGCUUGCCCCUUUUUUCUUUGAAAUCUUAUGUUCGUCAUAAGAUAUUCACUCUGCCACUGAACAUCCUAGCCAGUGGUUGGAGACACCAUCUUAACAUGACGUAUAAAAACAUGAUGCAGUCACUGUCAAGUUUGUGUAUUAUUAUUUUUUUACUUCAUGUGUCUCACAUCACUGAAUGGGCACUGUUGGAGGAUAUCAGGGCCAUCACAUCGGCCCUCUGUUGUGUCAUCGAUAUUCCAAAAGAUGGCAGUGGGCAUGGCAUGCCAAACAGCCACCAGACCAGGGUCCGCUCAGAUGGAUUGUGGGGUUUCUGGAGUGACGUGUGUUGUCAUGGCAUUUGUCUACUGUCCUCCUGCCUGUGAUGCCCUGUCAGUCACCUGGUCUUGCUGCUCCCCAUCUCAGUUUCCAAAGGGUCAGUCGUGGAAGGCUUGGCGACUCUUGCAGCCAUUAACGUUGUAUAGUUUUUAUUUUGUCUUUUAUUUUUUAUUUUUUACCUCUACUACCUUAAACAUAUGAACAUAUACACCUGAAAUAGGAAGCACAUUUUCUUGUCAGCGCAUAGUUCAAUAGGCAACCUCUACUCUAACUGGGUUCUGUUCACCUUGGAGAACUUCAACAUUUACACACUAGUACAAUAGUUUAGCUUAUGUUGUAGAUCCAGGGAAAAGCUGGGGGGCAUGAAGAAACUGGUCUUGCCUCAAGUUGUACUCUCUACCCUUAAAAUCCUCCAGUCAGAAGUACGCUGAGGUGAGAUAUUUGCUUCUCUGGAAGAGCCAAGUCCCAAUGCAUUAGCUGUUUUUCUAUGCUUCCUCUCAGAGAGAAUAGAAAUUAAGUGUAGAUAAAAAAUGUAGUAAAGUAUUUUGCUCCUCAGGAGUCACACCUAUGGAAGAUAAUUGUUCAGAUAUACAGCACCAAUGAAUAGCGAUGCUUCCAUUUAUUUUUGUCACAUCAGUUUGGGUGCAGUGCGUGUCUCUGAUUGAAGUGCAAUCAGCAAGGUGUCUGUCUGAUGCAAAUUGGCUCUCAGCCUCUUUUCUCAGCCUGCAUAGCAACUUCCCAUUUGGUGUUCACAGUUAUACCCUGGGAAAUUGUGAUGACAUUUCAAAGGCAGUGUGUAAUUUAUUUUCUUAAUGGACAAAACACAUGAAAACGCAAUCAAAUACUUAUAUAAAAGGCAUUGGGUAGAAAUAAAUGAAUGCACAACUACGUAUAUAAUUUCAUAUAUAUCUUAAAUUACCACAAUUUCAUGAAUUUGAUCCAGUCCAAAACAGAAAAAAGUGGAUAACAGAACAAAGGCAGAAUUAAAUGUAACUUUCCUGAAGCAUUAAAUCACUGGGUAAGUAUUGUCAAUGUACAGUAGUGAUGGCUCUCUCUCCCUAAUACUUUUAAGUGGAGCAUUCUAAGUAUUUCUUUAUAAACCUAGCCAGUCCUUUCAGACAUGUGAACACCAUAGGGUUUUGGCCAAAUGGAAAAGACUAGGGACCAAAAAUGUACCAGGCCCAAGAGUGUGGCUCCACUGACUAGUCCAACAAAUGAGGUCCACUGAUAGUGAAGAUCUGCUAGAGGUCACUGUAAACCUGUGUUUUUGUAUUACUAUGAUUAUCAUGUUUUGGAACGGGACGAAUCGUCUCUGUGCAAAAUGAUUUGUUGUAACAAAAAAAGGAUGUUUUACCAAUUUGCAUCAGGAACAUGCAAUAGCAAGCGUGACAUUCAGCAAAGAAAUAGAACUAGAGCAGUGACUUAAGGAAAUGUUGAAGUCUCAGGUGUACUUGUUUGGAGAAAAAUGUUUACAUCUGUUUUUUUUUACAUUGUAAUAGUUGUUUUCAACUUUAAGCAUUUCGAUCUGUUGAUGAAGCUAAUCUAUGAAAGCUGUGGCUAUUGGUAACAGUAACAUUCUAUCAGGUAGGAAAAUAAAAACAUGUACCAUGGUUGUCUUGUUAUUAGCAGCACAGUUUCCUCUGUAGACACUAAAAUUACCAUUGUAUUGUGCUUUGUCCCUGUUUGAAAACCAUAGCUACAUGCUGGAGAUAUUGUAGCUUUUCUGUGUCUACUCUGUUCUGUAACUUCUGUAUCCCUUUUAAGUAAGUGUGCACUAACACUCCGUUCAUGAUUGUAUGCACGCUAACACAAGACUAACAACUAUCCAGUGAAAGUAAAUUGUCCUGACAAUAUAAUCAUUAUUUUAAGAGGCUUGCUUGCUAAUGGACAGUCUAUUUCUCAAUGGAAAUUAAGUUACUUUACAAUAACACUAUUCUUCAGUGACACAAAAAGGCUUUGAGAUAUUUUUGUAAAUCGCAAAAGGAACUGUUUUCAGUGACACAGCCUAUUCCAGAUUUGAUACCAAUUACGUAUUAUGUUGAUAGCUGUGACAAUGCUGUUACAUGUAUUGGGAUUGUUUUAUUUAUCAUGAACUGACUUUUUAUUUUAUAACUGUUGCUAAGGAUUUAAGUUAUGAAAAGAAGAAUUUGAUCUGAAAAAUAAACAUGCCUUGAUAGAAGGAUUCGGGAUCGGGAAUGGUUUGCUAAAAGUUUAUGAUUUUGAUUUCAAUAUACUCUACCAUUCAAAAGUUUGGGGUCACUUUGAAAUGUCCUUGUUUUUGAAAGAAAAGUACAUUAAAAUAACAUCAAAUUGAUCAGAAAUACAGUGUAGACAUUGUUAAUGUUGUAAAUGACUAUUGUAACUGGAAACGGUAGAUUUCUUUAUGGAAUAUCUACAUGAGCGUACAGGGGCCCAUUACUCCUGUGUUCCAAUGGCACGUUGUGUUAGCUAAUCCAAGUUGAUCAUUUUAAAAGGCUAAUUGAUCAUUACAAAACCCUUUUCCAAUUAUGUUAAAGAAGCAAUAAAUAUUGCCUUCUUUAGACUAGUUGAGUAUCUGGAGCAUCAGCAUUUGUGGGUUCGAUUACUGGCUCAAAAUGUCCAGAAACAAAGAACUUUCUCCUGAAACUCGUCAGUCUUUUCUUGUUCUAAAAAAAUGUAAGCUAUUCCAUGCGAGAAAUGGCCAAGAAACUGAAGAUCUCGUACAGUGCUGUGUACUACUCCCUUCAUAGAACAGCGCAAAUUGGCUCUAACUAGAGGAAUGGGAGGCCCCGGUGCACAACUGAGCAAGAGGACAAGUACAUUAGUGUCUAGUUUGAGAAACAGAUGCCUCACAAGUCCUCAACUGGCAGCUUCAUUAAAUAGUACCCGCAAACACCAGUCUCAACAUCAACAGUGAAGCGGUGACUCCGGGAUGCUCGCCUUCUAGGCAGAGUUGCAAAGAAAAAGGCAAAUCUCAGACAGGCUAAUAAAAAGAAAGGAUUAAGAUGGGGGAAAAGAACAAAUACUCUGCCUCGAAGGCCAACAUCCUGGACUCGCCUCUUCACCGUUGACGUUGAGACUGGUGUUUUGCCGGUACUAUUUAAUGAAGCUGCCAGUUGAGAACUUGUGAGGCGUCUGUUUCUCAAACUAGACACUAAUGUACUUGUCCUCUUGCUCAGUUGUGCACCGGGGCCUCCCACUCUUUCUAUUCUGGUUAGAGCUGGUUUGCUCUGUUCUGUGAACGGAGUAGUAAACAGCAUUGUACGAGGUCUUCAGUUUCUUGGCAAUUUCUCACAUGGAAUAGCCUUCAUUUCUCAGAACAAGAAUAGACUGACGAGUCUCAGAAGAAAAUUAUUUGUUUCUGGCCUUUUGAGACUGUAAUCGAACCCACAAAUGCUGAUGCUCCAGAUACUCAACUUGUCUAAAGAAGGCCAGUUUUAUUGCUUCUUUAAUCAGGACAACCGUUUCAGCUGUGCUAACGGGGUGGCAGGUAGCCUCGUGGUUAGAGCGUUGGACUGGUAUCCGAAAGAUUGCAAGAUCAAAUCCCCGAGCUGACCAGGUAAAAAAAUCUGUCGUUCUGCCCCUGAACAAAGCAGUUAACCCACUGUUCCUAGGCCGUCAUUGAAAAUAAGAAUUUGUUCUUAACUGACUUGGUAAAAUAGAAGGUAAAGUAAAAAAAAAUAAAAUAACAUAAUUGCAAAAGGGUUUUCUAAUGACCAUUUAGCCUUUUAAAAUGAUUAACUUGGAUUAGCUAACACAAUUUCAUGAAAUAAUUCAGUCCAAAACUGAAAAAAGUGGAUAACAGAACAAAGGGAGAAAUAGAUAACUAAAAUCACUGGGUAAGUAGAGCCAUCACUACCGUAUAUUGACUAUCUCCCUAAUACUUUUAAGUAGAGCAUUCUAAGUAUUUCUUUAUAAACCUAGCCAGUUCUUUCAGAUCUGUGAACACCAUAGGGAUGGGGUCAAAUGGAAUAUACCAAAAAUGUACCAGGCCCAAGAGUGUGGCUCCACUGACUAGUCCAACAAAUGAGGUGCAAUGAUAGUGAAGAUCUGCUAGAGGUCACUGUAUACCUGUGUUAUUGUAUUACUAUAAUUAUGUUUUGGAACGGGACUAAUCGUCUCUGUGCAAAAUGAUUUGUUGCAUCAAAAAAAGGAUGUUUUACCAAUUUGCAUCAGGAACAUGCAAUAGCAAGUGCGACAUUCAGCAAAGAAAUAGAACUAGAGCAGUGACUUAAGGAAAUGUUGAAGUCUCAGGUGUACUUGUUUGGAGAAAAAAAAUGUACAUCUUUUUUUUACAUUGUAUUAGUUUGCAACUUUAAGCAUUUCGAUUUGUUGAUGAAGCUAAUCUAUGAAAGCUGUGGCUAUUGGUAACAGUAACAUUCUAUCAGGUAGGAAAAUAAAAACAUGUACCAUGGUUGUCUUGUUAUUAGCAGCACAGUUUCCUCUGUAGACACUAAAAUUACCAUUGUAUUGUGCUUUGUCCCUGUUUGAAAACCAUAGCUACAUGCUGGAGAUAUUGUAGCUUUUCUGUGUCUACUCUGUUCUGUAACUUCUGUAUCCCUUUUAAGUGAGUGUGCACUAACACUCCGUUCAUGAUUGUAUGCACGCUAACACAAGACUAACAACUAUCCAGUGAAAGUAAAUUGUCCUGACAAUUAAAUAUAAAAUAAAAUAUAAAUAUUUUAAGAGGCUUGCUUGCUAUUGGACAGUAUUUCUCAAUGGAAAUUAAGUUACUUUACAAUAACACUAUUCUACAGUGACGAAAAAGGCUUUGAGAUAUUUUUGUAAAUCGCAAAAGGAACUGUUUUCAGUGACACAGCCUAUUCCAGAUGUGAUACUGGUUACGUAUUAUGUUGAUAGCUGUGACAAUGCUGUUACAUGUAUUGGGAUUUAUUUAUCAUGAAUUUACUUUUUAUUUCAUAAUUGUUGCUAAGGAUUUAAGUUGUGAAAAGAAGAAUGUGAUCUGAAAAAUAAACAUGCCUUGAUAGAAUCCUAUCACUAACAGGAGUCAUGGUUGCUGAUAAUGGACCUCUACGCCUAUGUAGAUAUUCCAUUAAAAAUCAUAUUUCCAGCUACUACAAUAGUCAUUUACAACAUUAACAAUGUCUACACUGUAUUUCUGAUGAAUUUAUUUUAAUUGACAAGAAAUGUGCUUUUCUUUCAAAAACAAGGACAUUUCUAAGUGACCCCAAACUUUUGAACAGUAGAGUAUGUAUGUUUUUGUAAAUAGCCAUAAAUUCCCUAUUAAGUUAUGGUAGUGUUAUAAAUUACAUAAUCUACAGUUUCUAUAAAACAUGAAUAAGUGCAGGGCUACAUAUAAACACAGCAAAUGGUCACACGUUUGUUUGCUUUUCAGUCUCUGCUGACAUUCAUGCUGGUUCCCUUCACUAAGACAACUAAGGAAAGUUUAAUUUGAUGCUGUAGAUUUGUCAGGUUGUGUAUACUAUUUAUUUUUUACUUUUGUCCAAAGGUCUGUAUGGUGAAGCAUUUGUCAUUAUCUGUUCCUUGAUCAAUAAAUUUGGCAUUCAUCCUUCA
Messenger RNA from Salvelinus fontinalis (brook trout), 9653 nucleotides. RefSeq names its product CSC1-like protein 2. NCBI's taxonomy places the organism in Eukaryota, Metazoa, Chordata, Actinopteri, Salmoniformes, Salmonidae. Bases 405 to 2936 code for a protein of 843 amino acids. Gene Ontology annotation, molecular function: calcium-activated cation channel activity; nucleic acid binding. Gene Ontology annotation, cellular component: plasma membrane. The transcript has 24 exons. The record is from RefSeq and is a predicted model, not a curated record.